GUACAAACAGCGAUCAAGUUAAUUUGAGUGUGUUAAUAUGAACAAGAAGAGCUCCACUGACUUAAAAUGAGGCAGACAUAAACUUCUUGUUAAAAGAUAUUGGCAUGAAUCACUUUUUGGCAACGUGGAAACAGCAUUUUAUUAGUUGUACUGGUCUCAGAGAGGUACAGACAGACGGAUCUCAUCCACCCCGCUGCCCUGCCACCGAGGAGCUUACAAACUAAGAGAGAAAGAGAGGCAGGGUAAUCCACACAGAAGAGGUCUCACUCCCAGAAGGAACAAUAGUAGACAUUGAGGGCAGUUACAAGUACCUUGGAAUACCACAGGCUAAUGGCAACCUUGAACAGGCAACACGAAAAGCAACAAAAGCCAUAUACCUAAGUCCUGCCAGUGAUCAGAUACCCUGUGGGAAUAAUACGAUGGCCAAAGGAAGAGAUACAGACCACAGAUGUCAAGACACAAAAGCUCCUCACCAUGCAUGGAGGGUUCCACCCCAAAUCCAGAACCCUGAUACUGGACGCUAGCCGCAAGGAAGGAGGCUGAGGACUAGUGAGUAUGAGAGCCACUUUCCAGGAUGAAGCAUCCAAGAUCCAUAAGUACAUUAAGGACAAGGUACCGACAGAUAACGUGCUGAGUGAAUGUCUCAGGCAGUGGAGAACUGAGAUGCUGGAAGAGGGACCAACGGAACAUAACUAAAGUGGCUGAUCUCAACAAAUCCUACCAAUGGCUUGAAAGGGCUGGGCUGAAGGACAGCACAGAGGCACUCAUCCUGGCCGCACAGGAGCAGGCCCUGAGCACCACAGCCAUAGAGGGGCCCAGAUCUACCACACCAGACAAGACCCAAGGUUUAGACUGUGCAAAGAGGCCCCUGAGACGGUCCAGCACAUAACCGCAGGGUGUAAGAUGCGCGCAGGGAAAGCAUACAUGAAACGCCAUGACCAAGUGCCUGGCAUAAUAUACAGGAAUGUAUUGACUGGAGACCCCAAAGUCAAAGUGGGAAACACCUCCCAAGGUGGUAGAGAACGAGCGAGCCAAGAUCCUGUGGGACUUCCAGAUACAGACAGACAGAAUGGUAAUGGCGAACCAACCAGACAUUCAGGUGGUGGACAAAGAACAGAGGAAAGCCGUGGUGGUGGAUGUGGCAAUACCAAGCGAUGGCAACAUCAGGAAAAAGGAACAUGAGAAACUAGAGAAAUACCAAGGGCUAAGAGAAGAACUGGAGAAGGCUUGGAAGGUACAACGGGGGUUCAGGUCCGUUGUGGUCUAUCUGACUGCUCUGGACUGCAGCAGUGACUUUCUCGCUGUGGGCAGCAGCAUUGGCAUGCUUUACCUGUACUGUCGUCGUCUGGAACACAUGAACAAAUAUAGUCUGGAGGGAAAGUGCGAUGCCAUUACAGCUGUGAAGCUUCUCAGCUGUUUUGAUGACCUGGUUGCCGUGGGAACAGCUUCAGGGGGGGUCACAAUCUUCCAGUUAGUGUCCCCACUUCCUGGUCGCAACAAACAGCUGCGUCGGUUCGACGUGGUUGGUCUUCAUAAAGGCUCAGUGACUUCUCUGGCGUUCAGUGCUAAUGGGAUGAAACUUUUCUCUGGUGACGAUAAAGGACGUGUUGUGUUCUCAUCUCUGGAUCUGGACCAGGGCAUAUGCAAACCUGCCGUGCUGAUGGAGGAGCCCUCUGGUGUAGUUCAGAUGGAGUACAGUCACCAGGUGCUGCUGGUGUCCACCCAGCAGAGGACUCUGCUUUACUGUACACAGACACAUCAGCUGCAACAGCUGGGGACCAAGCCUCGCAAAAGUAGUGGCAGGUUUGGUGCCUGCUUUCUCCCAGCUCUCUGUAAACAAAGUGAUCUUCAGGUGUUUGCUGCUCGACCAGGACUCAGAUUAUGGCGGUCUGACAUCAGGGGACAUGUGGAGGACACCAGACUGCUCAAACCUCUGUUUGGCACACAGAUCCCACAGUUUGACCUGUUUCCUCGUCCUUGUCCGGUCGGCGCGUAUUGGCCCGCAGACAGGCAGCUUGGACUGCUCAGCUGUUUCUUUAAAGAUGGGUGGAUUCUCAGUUGGAAUGAGUACAGCAUCUACGUCCUUGACUGUCUAAAUGAGGUGAUAAUUGGAGCUCUGGAGAGCAGCGGAGACAUUGUGUCUGUGUCGUGUUGUGACAAUGAGAUUUUUAUCCUGAAAGGAGACAGAGACAUUAUCCGCCUCUCCAGCAGCCCUGAGGGGCUGGCCUCCAACUUGUCAGAGUUCUCUGCCCGUCUGUCAUCACCCUUAACUCCCACCAUCCUCCCACCAACUGGAUCAGUGGAGACAGCGCAGCCAAUUAGAACCAUGGCCAUCAUCGUAGAGGGUGGGAAGAUGGAGGGGGGAGGAGGUGAGAUGCUCUGUGAGGAGGGGGUGAAAGAAUAUGAUGAAGGAGUGGAGGAGGCAGAGGAGCAGGAGGAAGAUCAUUUGGAAGUCACAGAGCAGCUCUGCCAUCGCUCUGGACUGUUUACCAGCUGCUCCCGUAGUCGCAGCAGCUCCAUCACCUCGUGGGACAGUCUCCAUGGAAAUGGCCCGGUGACCACAUCAUCCCAAGUCACCCCCCGAAGCUACAGUGGGUCCCUGGGUCAAGAGGAGAUGCAGCAGGAACUUGUGGUGAAAGCCAUCAGAGUGAAGAAGAAGAAAAAGAGACGACACGAUAGCAGUGGUGGCAACCGCCUCUCUGAGGGCAGCUGUUCAGACUCUAUGUUUGUAGUCCAGGACAGCAGCUUUAGUGAUGGAGGUAGCGGGACUCCUCUGAGUGACCAGACCUCUCUUAUUGGGCUGGACCUUCAGAACCACGACACUCCAGAACAGAUGCACGAUCAUGAGUUGCUGGAGGCGGCAACAGGAUCAGACAGAGGUGUAACAGAUGGGGAGGAGUUGGAGUCUUUCUCUAGCCAGUCUGGAUCCCUCCUCCCAGUAUCUCUGCUCCUCCAGGAUUUGGAAAACCAUUUGAAUCCGUCAAAGACCUCUAGUGCUACUCUAGAAGUGGCAGCAGUCCUUCCGACUCCAGAUGUGGAUCUACUGCUGGAGUGCACGUUCUCCUACAUGCAUAAGACUGAGGGAAAUGAUGGAGGGGAGCAGCAGCCAAUGGACGAGCAGAAUGAUAAUUUUAUAUGUCCACGGAUUGGACCUGAGGAUGAAGAGGAGGACAAUAUGUCACCCCCUGCUGGCCUGGUGGACCAGAUGUUUUACUCCACCGUCUCCUGUAUGUCCAGUGAUGAUGAAGGAGACAUCUACUGUCCCACUCUACCCGCUGCUGCCAACGGAGAAUCCAAUCAGACAGAGGCUAUUACAGAGCAAACAGACCGGGAUACUCCGGACAGAGACCGACCCAAACCUGACCAGCUGGCAGAAAGCUGGAUGGGAUACUCAGGACCAGGCUGUGGAAUACUGAGUCUCCAGGUAACAGACAGGUAUGUGUGGUGUUUGGACUUCAAAGGAGGGCUCUUCUGUAGCAUUCUACCUGAAACUGGACUCAGUUGGCAGCGCUUCGAAGAUAAUGUCCACCAGGUAGCAGUCUCACCAUCAGGCAAUCUGCUGUGGAAGGUGGAGCAGAAGAACAUGACAGCUUUUGCAUGUGCUAAGGUGUCAGUCAAAGGUAGACGUCACUGGUACAAAGCUGUGGAGCAAGCAGCCUUUGUUGCUCUGAGUGAUGAUUCUGCUUGGAUCAUCCGGACCAAUGGCGACCUCUUCCUGCAAACAGGUCUCAGUGCAGAGCGUCCCUGUGCUCGGUCUGUGAAGGUGGACUCUCCCUGCGUAUUCAGCCAGGUGUGUGUAAGAGGAGCUGUGGUCUGGGCACUGAGCGAACACAAGGCCCUGUUCUACAGAGAAGGAAUAAAUAGCUACUGCAGUGAGGGAGAGGGCUGGAGGGCCGACACCAUCAGUGAGGGUCAGGGUCUGGAGCUGAUGUGUGUGGCCCUGGGAGAUGGUGGGACAGCCUGGGCCCUAGACACCAGUGGAAGUCUUUGGUUCCGUACUGGUGUGUGUUUGUCCCGACCACAGGGAGAUGACGACCACUGGUGGCAGAUCAGUAUUUCGGACUACGUGGUAUUCGAUCAGGGCAGCCUGUUCCAGACUCUGCUGCAGGCCACUCAGAGUGUUGCCACAGUAACCAGGGCGCCAGUGGAGCGGGUGGUAGCCUUUCUGUCACAGUAUUCACAGUGCCAGCCAAGCCUGGUCAGUGCCAACGCCACUGGGGUCUGGGUUGCAUCAGGACGAAACCAGCUACACCUGGCACGUGGCAGUCUUGUUGGAACGUUUUGGCAGAACGUUGUUCCAAGAGGAACUGUCUCAUCCACGAGGUGGACCUUCAUCACUUCUUCUUUGGUUCCUCACAGGGAAGGAACGUUUCUGUGGUUGGCUCAGAGCAGAAAGGAUCUGUUCUGUGUGUGGGAUCAGGAUGGAGAGCUCCGUCCCUCCUCUGUCCCUCUGCCACGUGAGGUGGAGCUGACUCACCUGUCUGCCUGUCGGGAUGCUCUGUGGGGUCUGGACACACACGGCCGGGUCUGCAUUCGUACCCUGUCUGCCUCCUGUCCCACAGGGCUGCACUGGACGCCCCUGGACCUCAGUCAGCUAGGAAAUGUUCGUCUGAUCAGCAUCAGCUGUGGCAGCCAGAAUGUUUGGGCCGUUGAUCAUCAAGGGGUCGUUUACUUUAGAGUGGGGACCCAACCUUUAAACCCAAGUAUGAUGCUGCCCGCCUGGAUUCACAUAGAACCACCUGUACAGCCUAUAGGGGUACAGCUGGUCAGCGUUCAGACGAGUCCCAACGAUCGUCUGCUCUGGGCACUGGACAACAGAGGAACUGUCUUCGUCAGAACUGGACUUAGUGAGGAGAUGCCAGUAGGGACAGACUGGGAGUUGGUGCCAGGUCUGGCAGUCAACCAGCUGGUCCUCAGCUGUAGGACCGUUUGGGUUCGCUGUGUGAAUGGAGACCUGGCUCGACGUUAUGGGGUCUCUGACAGGAACCCUGCAGGAGACUACUGGAAGAAGAUCCCUGGAAACGCCAACUGGUUAACUGUGACUCCAGACGACGCGUUGUGGGCAGUGACUCUGAUUGGUGGAUUGUCUCAGCGACUGACGAAGCUCCUCCCCCGGAAUCCCACCAGAACUGCCCCCUCAGCCACUGUCCUCAGUGGGGAUGAGGUAGAUGAGGAAUGGGAGCUCAUCUGAUCUGACAUCGAAGUUCAGGAUGGUCAUAGGUGGCUGCUGGAAAAUGAGCUUUUGUUUAACAAAAGGCACUUUAAUCUUGAAUCUGCUAAUAUUUACUGCAUUGUGUACAUACAGGUUUUACUGGUUCAUGACUCUGUUUGGAUGGAGCUGGUUUUAAUGUUUUGUUUUCUAGUCUGUCUGGUAAUGUAUCAGGAUGUUUAAGGGUAAUUUUACAUGCUGGCUAUUUAGUGAAGUGUGAUUGAGCAUUGGGGGGACAUUAGGGGACCUCUAACAGUUGACUGGUUUUAGUUUGCUUGUGUAAAACGACGAUAAAAGGGACAUUUGCGUUUCAUGCAUUAAUUUCAGUUGAAACUGGUUCAAAGUGGCAUUUUGUUACUUUAUACUUAACUUCUUCAGUUGGUUUUCUAGUUCAGCUUGGUUGUUCGUUUUAUUAUGGAAAAGUUUUCUUUUGGUUUAAUCCAGUUCUGGAUUAAAAUGAAGAUUAAACCAGUUUAAACUGAAUUUUUAAACUGGUUUAACUUUGUUUCCAGCAUUGACUUGUCUGACUUCUCAAGUUGUAAUUCCAAUUAUAAUUUUCUUCAGCUGUUUGUCCAUUUUAGCAUCACUGUUGCUAUGGUAACAUGCGUUGGCUCCAUCCACUGGAUUCUGAUCAGUCUUAGUAUAAUGUGGUGGAUAUUAUUGGGCCUCUGAUCAAGUUUGGUCUGUGAACUGUGAUGAUGUCAUCAUCUGGAUGUUCUACUGUUGACCAACAGGAAUUCAGUGUCAUCUUAAGACUUCAGUCACGGUAUGGUGUAGAUUCAAGUUUCAGAAAUUCAUUACUGUCAGCUAAUAUAUUAAUGAUUCAAUAACAUAGCUAAUGUUUUUUUACAGAAUAAACUCCACCAACUUGUUU
This is a messenger RNA of Betta splendens (Siamese fighting fish), 6083 nucleotides long. It is a transcript of the gene tecpr2, whose product is annotated as tectonin beta-propeller repeat containing 2. Gene Ontology annotation, molecular function: protein binding. The transcript has 26 exons. Bases 1070 to 5191 code for a protein of 1373 amino acids. Lineage: Eukaryota; Metazoa; Chordata; Actinopteri; Anabantiformes; Osphronemidae. The record is from RefSeq and is a predicted model, not a curated record.